Apus apus (common swift) is the source of this 1104-nucleotide messenger RNA. It is a transcript of the gene SPCS3, whose product is annotated as signal peptidase complex subunit 3. The transcript has 5 exons. Lineage: Eukaryota; Metazoa; Chordata; Aves; Apodiformes; Apodidae. Gene Ontology annotation, cellular component: signal peptidase complex; membrane. Gene Ontology annotation, biological process: protein targeting to ER. Bases 159 to 701 code for a protein of 180 amino acids. The record is from RefSeq and is a predicted model, not a curated record.
GACCGCGCCGCGCCCCUCCCUCCGCAGCCCCACCGGAGGCGCCGCUGCCGCCCGCUGCCUUCCUGCGCCGCCAGGCCCCCCGAGCGGCCCCCUCCCCUUCCGAGCAGCGGCUGGAGCCUGGGAGCCUGCGCGGGGCGGCGGCCGGGCCGAGCGGGGAGAUGAAUACGGUGCUGUCCCGGGCCAACUCGCUCUUCGCCUUCUCUUUGAGCGUGAUGGCGGCGCUCACCUUCGGCUGCUUCAUCACCACCGCCUUCAAGGAGCGGAGCGUGCCCGUCACUAUCACCGUCUCCCGCGUUACGCUAAAAAAUGUAGAAGAUUUCACUGGACCUAGAGAAAGAAGUGAUCUGGGAUUCGUCACAUUUGACAUCACUGCAGAUCUGCAGAGUAUAUUUGACUGGAAUGUUAAACAAUUGUUUCUAUAUUUGUCUGCAGAAUAUUCAACAAAAAACAAUGCUCUAAACCAGGUGGUCCUUUGGGACAAGAUCAUGUUGAGGGGAGAUAACCCAAGGCUUUUCUUAAAAGAUAUGAAGUCAAAGUACUUUUUCUUUGAUGAUGGAAAUGGUCUCAAGGGAAACAGGAAUGUCACUUUGACUCUCUCCUGGAAUGUUGUACCAAAUGCUGGUAUUCUACCUCUUGUAACAGGAUCAGGACAUGUGUCUGUACCUUUCCCAGAUACCUAUGAAACAACAAAAAGUUAUUAAAUUAUAAUACUGAAUCCUAAGCAAGAUAUUUUUAUACUUGUAUAUUGUGAAUAAAUUUUAUCACGGUUUCUUCUCGCAUCCCAUGCACCCCUUCAGUGAAAAAUACUUAAUUUCCUCAGGUCUAGCAGCAUAGGAAAAGGAAAUGAAAGUUCAGGGUUGUUUUUUGGGGUUGUGUUGUUUUUUGGGGUUUUUGUUUUUUUGGUUUUGGUUUUUUUUUUGUUAUUUUUUGUUGGUUGGUUUUUUGUUUUGUUUUUUUUAAAUAAAAUAUUGAAGCUGAAAAUUAAGGGAAAAGUGAAUUGUGAAGUAAUGGUUUUGGGGGGAAAACUGAGGAUCUUAUUUUCUUUCUUCUGGCCAUCUGGAUACAGAUCUCCUUUUCUUUUAAAUAAACAUUUUUAAACCAGAA